GCACAAGGAAAAACAAGAACGAUUCAUUGACAUGAUCAGCCACGAGAUUCGCAAUCCACUCUCCGCUAUUCUACACUGCACCGAAGAUAUCAUAGAAGCUGUGAAGGGCAAGAAAGCAGACCAAGUUCAGACGGAAGAUAUCAUACAGGCGGCGGAGAUCAUAAACUUGUGUAUAUUGCAUCAAAAGAAAGUCGUUGACGAUGUACUCUUGUUCUCCAAACUGGACGCAUCCAUGCUGACCUUAUCACCGCGAAUCGUCCUGCCACGAGCAGAAAUACCAAUUUCACUAAAAAUGUUCCAACCGGAGCUCCGGAACCAGGACAUCCACUUUGAAUACCGACUCGAUCUUUCCUAUAUAGAAUAUGGCAUCGACUGGGUCAUGGCAGAUCUCACCAGGAUCAGCCAGGUGGUUAUCAACCUAUUCUCAAACGCAAUCAAAUUCACCGCCAAAACCAAGGGCAUAAAGAAAAUCGCGCUCUGCAUGGGUGCUUCCCUAGAACGACCACCGUCAUACCCACCGAACAUCGUCUUCUUCCAAUCCGACGAGGCCGCAUUGCGCCUCGACGCAACCAGCGGGCCGGAAUGGGGCACAGGCGAACCGGCAUAUAUCAUGGUCGCUGUCAGUGAUAAUGGGAUUGGGAUCAGCCCCGAGAACCAGAAAAGGCUUUUUGAGCGCUUCAACCAGGCGACUCCCAAAACAGGGGUAGAUUAUGGAGGUUCGGGGUUGGGGCUCAACGUUUGCCGGAAACUUUGCCAUUUGCACGGAGGGGAAAUUGGUGUCAGCUCCAAGGAAGGGGAUGGCAGUACUUUUGGAUUUUUCUUCAAGGUCCUUCGAAGUUCGCGAGCAUCCCACGACGAAAAGGUAUCGCAGGAGGGUGAGUCGGGAAUGGAAAAGCUGCGCAAUCGAUUCGAAUCACUUGGCCAUGAAGAUCAGGAUGCGAAUUCCGAUUCCGAUUCCGAUUCCAAGUUCGAGAUCUCAGAUAAGCCUAUCGUGACUCCUUCAUCGGAGGUGAUGCCAAGCGCCACAGACGAUGAAAGAACACAAAAUACGGCCAAGAUCGCAGAGACUGACAGUGACCGGGAUGCAAGGCGACAAAAAGCUGCCGAAGGUGAUUUAUCUAAUGGAGACAAACCAGAGACAGAAUCUCCUGGACCAUCCCAAGGGGAACCUGAAAAAACACGUAUCCUGCUAGUCGAAGAUAACAUCAUCAACCAGCGCAUCAUCUCCCGCAAGUUAAAAUCCCUUGGCUUUAAAGUUUCAGAAGCCAGCGAUGGCCGUGAGGCCGUUAAGGCAGCUCAGACAGGUGGAUUCAACUGCAUUCUUAUGGACAAAGAGAUGCCUGUUAUGGAUGGAAAUGCAGCAGCGAGAGCUAUUCGACAAUCUGAACAUAAAAGUAUUGCAUCCGUCUCGAUCAUUGGUAUCACAGCAAAUGUUAGGCAGGAGCAGGAGAAUGAGAUGAAGCAAGCGGGAAUGGACUGUGUGAUCCAUAAGCCGUAUAAAAUGGAAGAGCUUGUGGAAAGAAUCAAUCAAGCAACCAGAAAAGAGGCAUAAUCAACAAGGACCCUUUGAUAUAUUGUCCUAUCACCAGUAUCCUAAAUAAUUAAUCAAUGAGCCUGAAGAUACAAUGUUGGCAUCCUGGGCUGUAGGAAUCCAGACAUCGAACUGGAUUGUUGUAUUCUAGGUGUAGUUAUAGUUAGCUGUUAGAUAUUUGAAGUUUGCCUGAUAAUCUGUACAAAUGAUAAGUAUAUUUCAGGAAUCAGUAGAUAUCUAGACCUGAUGCCCAUUUAAUAGCAGCUGAGAGCAGAGCAUGAAGGAACAAAUCUAUGCGCUGAUUCCGCCGAUCCGGAAUGUUCUCCGUUCCGCUAGUUCUUCCAACUGAUAUCACUUCCAACUACCAAACUACAACAACUACUUCAACAACUCCCAAAAUGGCAUCCAACAACUCCCUUUACGGCAACCCUCCCCAGAAACACCC
Aspergillus ruber CBS 135680 is the source of this 1976-nucleotide messenger RNA. RefSeq names its product hybrid sensor histidine kinase/response regulator. The transcript has a single exon. Gene Ontology annotation, biological process: phosphorelay signal transduction system; phosphorylation. Bases 32 to 1552 code for a protein of 506 amino acids. Gene Ontology annotation, molecular function: phosphorelay sensor kinase activity. The record is from RefSeq and is a predicted model, not a curated record. Lineage: Eukaryota; Fungi; Ascomycota; Eurotiomycetes; Eurotiales; Aspergillaceae.